UCAAUGGACAACAUGACAGAAGUGACCCAGUUUAUCCUGCUAGGACUCACUGAUGCCCCAGAACUUCAGAUCUUCCUCUUCAUAACAUUUACUUUCAUUUACCUCUUUACUGCAGUUGGCAACCUGGGGAUGAUUAUGUUGAUUUUCUUGGAUUCUCGUCUUCAUACACCUAUGUACUUCUUCCUUAGUAGCCUCUCUCUGGUAGACUUUGGUUAUUCCUCAGCUGUCACUCCCAAGGUUAUGGCUGGAUUGCUUGUUGGAGACAAAGUCAUUUCCUUCGAUGCAUGUGCUGCUCAGAUGUUCUUCUUUGUAGCCUUCGCCACUGUGGAAAAUUACCUCUUGGCCUCCAUGGCCUAUGACCGCUAUGUAGCAGUGUGCAAGCCCCUACACUAUACUACCACCAUGACAACAAAUGUGUGUGUAUGCCUGACCAUAGGCUCCUACAUAUGUGGUUUCCUAAAUUCGUGUUUCCACGUUGGGGAUAUAUUUAGUCUCUCUUACUGUAAAUACAAUGUAAUUCAUCACUUUUUCUGUGAUGUCCCAGCUGUCUUGGCUCUUUCUUGCUCUGAGCAACAGGUAAGUGAAGUAGUUCUUGUUUUUAUGUCCAGUUUUAAUGUCUUUUUUGCUCUUCUAGUUAUAUUUGUUUCCUACUUUUUCAUCUUUAUCACUAUCUUGAAGAUGCAUUCCACUCAGGGACAUCAGAAGGCUUUGUCUACCUGUGCCUCCCACCUCACAGCUGUCUCUAUUUUCUAUGGCACGGUCAUCUUUAUGUACUUACAGCCCAGUUCUAGUCAUUCUAUGGACACAGACAAAGUUGCCUCUGUGUUUUAUACUAUGGUUAUCCCCAUGCUAAAUCCUGUGGUCUACAGCCUGAGAAACAAAGAGGUAAAAGGAGCAUUCAAGAAGAUGGUUGAGAAGGCAAAAUUUUCUACUGGAAUUGGAUUAUAA
Messenger RNA from Suncus etruscus (white-toothed pygmy shrew), 948 nucleotides. RefSeq names its product olfactory receptor 5B2-like. The record is from RefSeq and is a predicted model, not a curated record. NCBI's taxonomy places the organism in Eukaryota, Metazoa, Chordata, Mammalia, Eulipotyphla, Soricidae. Gene Ontology annotation, molecular function: G protein-coupled receptor activity; olfactory receptor activity; odorant binding. The transcript has a single exon. Gene Ontology annotation, biological process: sensory perception of smell; G protein-coupled receptor signaling pathway. Gene Ontology annotation, cellular component: membrane. Bases 4 to 948 code for a protein of 314 amino acids.